Molecule: messenger RNA, 740 nt
Organism: Camellia sinensis
Lineage: Eukaryota; Viridiplantae; Streptophyta; Magnoliopsida; Ericales; Theaceae
Source: RefSeq, a predicted model, not a curated record
AUGGCUGCUCAUCAAAUAUGCUUACAAGUAUGGUUGGCUGUAUCUCUCCUCACAGAUGCAUUGGUGGCAUCUGGUCAGGCAUUGAUUGCAAGUUCUUAUUCAAAAGGUGAUUACAGAACUUCGAGGGAGGUUGCAAACUUUGCGUUAAAGGUUAGUCAUUCCUAUAGGAUUGCUCACAAGGUUUCCUUGGCUGCAAUUUUGGGUUUAUCUUUUGGUUCUUUAGCCACCUUAUUCACUAAGGAUGCUGAAGUCUUAGGAGUUGUCAGAACUGGGGUUUUGCGUUUCCUGAAAUUGUUACAGUUUGUCAGUGCCAGCCAACCUGUAAAUGCUCUAGCUUUUAUUUUUUAUGGUCUCCAUUAUGGUGUUUCAGACUUCCCAUAUGCAGCUUGUUCCAUGAUGGUGGUAGGGGCAAUAUGUUCUUCAUUUCUGCUAUAUGUUCCUUCAAUUUUUGGUCUUCAUGGUGUGUGGGCAGGCUUGGCUCUUUUUAUGGGGCUGCGUACGUUGGCAGGAUAUAUCAGGUAAACUGUAGGAUAUUAUGACAUGUCUGUUGUCUCUUAAAAAUUUCUAUUAGCAAUUCGUGUUUUCUUGUCUAUGACGUGAUUAUUCUAUUUUUACCAUGAACCUCCAUUUCAGUUUAAUUGAAAACUGGUGUAAUAUGAGAGAUAGGGCAUUGGUUACGUUGUUUAGAGUUGGUUUUCCGAUAAAUAAUUUCAUGAACAUAUUUGUGGUUUAAAGGCAUG